AUGGAAUUAUACAAGCUUUAUAUUUUAAUAUUUUUGAUAUUUGUUGAAAGUUCAAGAGUUUUUAGUCAGAAUUCGACUUGUAAUACAGAUAGUGCUUGUGAAUCUUUAAACGAUACAUUAGCAUCAUGUAAUGGAACUUUUACAACACCUUCGAAUAAUUCGGUUGUUUAUAGUGUAAUUGAUUCUAAUUUAGCAUCUUGUCAAUGUAAUCAAAUUUUCUAUGAUAAUCUUACGACAUGUAUUACAUGUUAUAAUAAUACAUCAACUGCUACCAACGUUAGUGUUGUGCCUUUAUCAGAUUAUAAGGAGUUAUGUACAGAAGCUGGAGUAGGCUUUGAUAAGAAAAGCAGUUCAACGACAAGCGCAGCAGCCGGGAUUCUUAUGGGUGUAGUCAUUGGAAUUAUAUUUUUAAUAGGUUUAGGUGCUAUACUUUGGAAGAAUUGGAACAGUAAUCGAUUACAUCCACAAUUAAAACUUCCAGAUAAAAAGUAUGAUAAUGAGAACAAUAAACCACCACCAUCUACCUCACCUCAAAUGACUACAGUGGAUCUUUCAUCUCCGAUUUCUGGACGAUCACAUGAAUCCGAAUUUUCAUAUUUAGUUAGUAAUAAAGGAGAAGGAGAAAAUAGUGUACCUCCUUCAGCAAUUAGACAUCAAGGUAGCAGUACUCAAUCGAUAGUGACACCAUCUUCCGAACUAUUUUAUGGAGGAAUUACUGCCUCACCAUCUGUUCCCCCGGUACAUGGAGGCAUUCCAGAAAUUACUUAUACUUCACCAUUAUCACCAACGCAACAACCACUAUAUUCUAAUAUUUCAAUGCCUAAUUCAGUAACAGAAAAUUUUAUUUAA
Molecule: messenger RNA, 849 nt
Organism: Diversispora eburnea
Lineage: Eukaryota; Fungi; Glomeromycota; Glomeromycetes; Diversisporales; Diversisporaceae
Source: the annotation of a GenBank genome assembly